Molecule: messenger RNA, 981 nt
Organism: Etheostoma spectabile (orangethroat darter)
Lineage: Eukaryota; Metazoa; Chordata; Actinopteri; Perciformes; Percidae
Gene: ndufb2
Product: NADH:ubiquinone oxidoreductase subunit B2
Exons: 4
Coding region: 181-486 (101 amino acids)
Biological process (GO): mitochondrial respiratory chain complex I assembly
Cellular component (GO): respiratory chain complex I; mitochondrial inner membrane
Source: RefSeq, a predicted model, not a curated record
AAAAAUGUUAGUCGAUCGACCAAUUAUCACAAAGGAACAACGGAUGUCGUCACCUUGUGUCCAAUCACAGCUGUCGUUGGAAGCCCGUUUAUUGACAAGGGGAGAAGGUGACUCCUGUACGAGCAGGGCAAUACCUUGUUAAAAUCUUAACAAAUAACCGAAAAAUAAGACAGAACAACCAUGUCUUCUUUUGGAAGGGCGUUGGGAGUCCUUCGGACAGGCACUCGCCUCCUCAGACGCGGUACUCAAAGGAUAACGACCAGAAAGGCCAGCGGAGGGCCACACAUUGAGCCACAGUACAGGCAAUAUCCCCAGAUAACGAAGAAACAGAAGUUCGAAUCCGAGCUCAUCAGCGGUGUCAUGUGGUUCUGGAUCCUUUGGCACUGCUGGCACGACCCUGAUGCAGUCCUGGGUCACUUCCCCUGGCCUGAUACUUCUGCAUGGACAGAUGAGGAGCUUGGAAUCCCAGCAGAUGACGAGGAAUAAGAUCACCAUGAGGGUUCAAGCUGCUGGACAAGUCUUUGUGGAAAUCUUCAGGAUAUUCUGAGAGUCAGUGUUGUACAUAGACUAAUAAAAUACUUUAAAUAUGUUAUAAAUGUUGUAUUCUUAUGUAAAUCUACCGGCUAAACAUUGCAUUUUUAUAGCGUGUGUUUGGGCUUGACAAAAGGACAAGCAUGCUAUUUCAUUAGUUUUAUUUACACGCACAUUUUUAAAUGCAGAAACAAAAUGCAACGCAUCAACAGUGUCACAGUUAGCCAGUGUUUGUAAAUUUUAAAUCAUAAGCCAUUUAAAUCUGGGGGGAAAAAACAUUGCAAGAACCAACGCACAUAACAAAUGCCAAAAGAGCUGCAUGUAAAAGCAAAAGGGAUCAAUUCUGUACAAUGAAUACUACAGCUUAUAAUAAACCCUGCCUGCGGGCCAGCUCGUGUUUUCAAAGACUUGACAUGCAAAGAGUUCAAAGGUUAAAGUGUAGUGUAAGAA